AAUGGACAAACAUCUGUAUUCAGCCAGUUAUCCAGUCCAGUCAAAAGCCCUGAACCAUCUGAGUCGGAGCUGGUGGAGACUUCAAGCAUUCGAGAGGAAGUCGUGGACCUGAGAGAAAUAAAGAAUGGUCUUUCUGAGAUUAAGACCGAGGUUAUCGAUGUGGAACCGAUCGCCAAGAUGGACAACCGCUUCUUUGGCGAGCUUCUUGCCGAGGUUUACCGCAAGAACUCAGAUAUUCACACCUGCAUCUCCGAGCAUGUGGCCAAGAUUCGCGGAAGGAAACACCUUCUGGACCCCACCAUUGACUACAAGGUGGAAAAAGAAGAUAUAGAGAGUGUCAUUCCUAAAGGAGUGUCCGAACUGACUAAGCAGCAAAUCCGCUACCUGCUGCAGACUCGUAUGACGGCUGAUAAGACCAUGCGUCUGUUGAUGGCCACAUUCAGCAGUCUGCGAGAGGAGCUAGUGCAUAUGCAGGAUGAUCUGAGGCGUCUGGAGAGCGAGAAGGAGGAGCUGGAGAGAGAUCUGAGCUUCAAGGCGGAUCAGGCUCUGCAAUACGACAGACUACUGGAGACCGUUCGUGAGCACAACAGACAGCUGCAGGCUGCUGUGAAGGAAAGUAAUAAUGCUCAGCGUACUCUAGAAAGUCAGCUACUGACUAUGCAGAGCAAAGACCCCAGCAAAGACUUCCGCGUUAAAGAAUUGGAGGGCAGCAAAAGAGCCCUGGAGCAGGAGAACGAGCUGCUCAGGAAGAAGUUGGCAGGGCAGUGCAGUAGUUCCACUGUCCAAAUCAAAACACAGGAGCUGUCCAGAGAGUAUGAACAGAUGCUGAACGAUCUACGAGAGGAGAAGGACAGAGAACUCAAGAACCUGCGGACUCAACUUGUAAAGAUCCAGACCGAGCGCACCAUUACACAGACCUCUGACAGCAGUUUGGAGAUACGUAUCACUGAGCUUCUGUCCAAACUAGAACAGCGUGAAAGUGUCAUCAGACAUCAGGAGGAGGAUAUCAGGCGACUCAAACAGCAGAAGGUCGACUCCAACUCCAGCAGUACAACGAGGACUGUCGUUACCAAGAGAUACAUGAACCAGUACCCUAUUCUGGGUCUGCUGAGUGACGAUUACCAGUACACACCACCCAUUAAAGAGGACAGGACUGUUGUCAUCGAGAGUACGGGGGUCACCUCGCGAGUCAUCUAGACUGUAAGACUUUAAAUUGUUUGGAAAGGGACACAUUUCUCUAGGUGCAGGGUAGAAAUGUUUUAUGAUGUUUUGAAAUAAAAGCUUUUAGAAAAGGAGGGCAUUUACAUA
This is a messenger RNA of Sinocyclocheilus grahami, 1308 nucleotides long. RefSeq names its product POF1B actin binding protein. Lineage: Eukaryota; Metazoa; Chordata; Actinopteri; Cypriniformes; Cyprinidae. Gene Ontology annotation, biological process: bicellular tight junction assembly; actin filament organization; epithelial cell morphogenesis. The record is from RefSeq and is a predicted model, not a curated record. Gene Ontology annotation, cellular component: adherens junction; bicellular tight junction; actin filament. Bases 178 to 1197 code for a protein of 339 amino acids. Gene Ontology annotation, molecular function: actin filament binding. The transcript is spliced from 11 exons.